Molecule: messenger RNA, 1395 nt
Organism: Hipposideros armiger (great roundleaf bat)
Lineage: Eukaryota; Metazoa; Chordata; Mammalia; Chiroptera; Hipposideridae
Gene: SRR
Product: serine racemase
Exons: 9
Coding region: 372-1391 (339 amino acids)
Biological process (GO): D-serine biosynthetic process
Cellular component (GO): cytoplasm
Molecular function (GO): ATP binding; pyridoxal phosphate binding; serine racemase activity
Source: RefSeq, a predicted model, not a curated record
UUCGGCCGCUUGAGAGGAGAAGAGCCCGGACGCGAGCCUGGGCGGAGAAGGCGGGCGCCGCGCGUGCGCAGAGGUGUGGUCGGGGGAAGGUGAGCUGCAGCUGGAUUUGGAGGCGCGGCGCCUGUGAGGUGAGUAUUGUCUUAAAUGACCUCAUACCCUUGGCCACUGGUCCUGGGCCAAGAUGGGCCAAUCAGAGUCUUUACCCAGAACUUUAUGAACUGAAACUAAGAAAGAAAGAAAAUCCCUCUCCAAUGUGCAAGCUAUAAAAUGUAAAACACAGAAGCUGUCAGCAGCCACGCGUCCUGCCAUGUGAAACCAGCUGGUCUGCAAUGAAAAGAAUGAAGCUGGCAUGCAGAAAGCAAUAGAGAACCAUGUGUGCUCAGUACUGCAUCUCCUUUGCUGAUGUUGAAAAAGCUCAUAACAACAUUCAAGAUUUUAUCCACCUCACACCAGUGCUAACAAGCUCCAUUUUGAAUCAAGUAACAGGGCGUAAUCUUUUCUUCAAAUGUGAACUUUUCCAGAAAACUGGAUCUUUUAAGAUUCGUGGUGUCCUCAAUGCAAUCAGAGGCUUGAUGCCGGCCACUUCAGAACAGAAGCCCAAAGCUGUUGUUACUCACAGCAGUGGAAACCAUGGCCAGGCUCUCGCCUAUACUGCUAAAUUGGAAGGGAUUCCUGCUUAUAUUGUGGUGCCCCAAACAGCACCCAACUGUAAAAAAUUGGCAAUACAAGCCUAUGGAGCCUCUAUAGUGUACAGUGAACAGAGUGAUGAGUCCAGAGAAAAUGUUACCAGAAGAAUUAUGGAAGAAACGGAAGGCAUCAUGAUACAUCCCAACCAGGAGCCUGCAGUGAUAGCUGGGCAAGGGACCAUCGCCAUGGAAGUGCUAAACCAGGUCCCCUUGGUAGACGCACUGGUGGUACCUGUAGGAGGAGGAGGAAUGGUUGCUGGAAUAGCAAUCACAGUUAAGGCUCUGAGACCUAGUGUGAAGGUGUAUGCUGCUGAACCCUUGAAUGCAGAUGACUGCUACCAGUCCAAACUGAAAGGGGAACUCACCCCCAACCCCUAUCCUCCAGAAACCAUAGCAGAUGGUGUCAAAUCCAGCAUUGGCUCAAACACCUGGCCUAUUAUAAGGGACCUCGUGGAUGAUGUCUUCACUGUCACAGAAGAUGAAAUUAAGUAUGCAACCCAGUUGGUGUGGGAGAGGAUGAAACUGCUUAUUGAACCUACAGCUGGUGUUGGAGUGGCUGCUGUGCUCUCUCAGCAUUUUCAAACAGUUUCCCCAGAAGUAAAGAAUGUUUGUAUUGUGCUCAGUGGUGGAAAUGUAGACUUAACCUCCAUAACUUGGGUGAAGCAGGCUGAAAGGCCAGCUCCUUAUCAAUCUGUUUGUGUUUAAUUUA